AUGUGGUCGCCUCAAGUUAUAAAUUUCAAAUUAAGAAAUGGAGAAAUAUUUGGUGUUUUUUUUGAUAAUCUCAUGAAAUAUCCCGACACUUAUCUCUCAACAAUGGUCUCACAUGAAUCUGCUGGUCAUUUCAAGUCAACAAAUGAACAAGGUCAAUUUGUAGUCGAUGAAGAUCCAGAUAUUUUCAAAUCAAUUCUACAAUUUUAUCGUCGUGAUUGUUUUCAAUUGCCAAAACAAUAUAGAAUGAUAAAAGAGAGAAUUAUACAGAAAUAUUUAUUGCCAUGUAAUGCAUGUGACUCACUUAGUGGAAAUUUUCAUUAUAUUGCAAUCGAAGAGCAAGACGGACAAGAUAUAGGAUAUCAUGUUGCUAAUGAUGACAAAUCAUAUUUGAGUAGUUAUUGUCGUGUAACUCCAGACCUAAAAGAUGAGAUUAAUGGUGUUAAAUGCAUCGGAAAUUGUCUUUACCAAGCACAUUAUGUCGAUAUAAUUAAUUAUUUAUUUAAAUGUGGAGAUGCGAUUGAAAAAAUUAAAUUUAAACCUAGUGCGUCCAUUACAAUGAAGAAAAAAGUUUAA
Messenger RNA from Didymodactylos carnosus, 573 nucleotides. The record is from the annotation of a GenBank genome assembly. Lineage: Eukaryota; Metazoa; Rotifera; Eurotatoria; Philodinida; Philodinidae.